Neomonachus schauinslandi (Hawaiian monk seal) is the source of this 2681-nucleotide messenger RNA. RefSeq names its product serpin family B member 5 (gene SERPINB5). The coding region runs from base 157 to 1284 and encodes 375 amino acids. The transcript has 7 exons. NCBI's taxonomy places the organism in Eukaryota, Metazoa, Chordata, Mammalia, Carnivora, Phocidae. The record is from RefSeq and is a predicted model, not a curated record. Gene Ontology annotation, biological process: negative regulation of endopeptidase activity. Gene Ontology annotation, molecular function: serine-type endopeptidase inhibitor activity.
GGGAGUGGGCACAGAGGGCGUGGUGCCGGUUCAGGUGAGCAAGCCUUGCCUCUGCCCCACAGAGGGUUUGCCCCUGCAUCAAGGUCCUUCCACGGCCCUCACUUUCCUUCUCACUUGCCGUGCAUUUUCCAGAAUAACUGUGACUCCAGACCCACAAUGGAUGCUCUACGACUGGCAAAUUCGGCCUUUGCAGUUGACCUGUUCAAACAACUGUGUGAAAAUGAGCCGGCAGGCAAUGUCCUCUUCUCUCCAAUCUGUCUCUCCACCUCUCUGUCCCUUGCUCAAGUAGGCGCCAAAGGGGACACAGCAAAUGAAAUUGGACAGGUCCUUCAUUUUGAAAAUAUCAAAGACGUACCCUUUGGAUUUCAAACAGUAACAUCGGAUGUGAACAAACUUAGUUCCUUUUACUCACUGAAACUAAUCAAACGGCUCUAUGUAGACAAAUCUCUGAAUCCUUCUACAGAGUUCAUCAGCUCUACAAAGAGACCCUACGCAAAGGAAAUGGAAACCGUUGACUUCAAAGAUAAAUUGGAAGAAACAAAAGGUCAGAUCAACCAGUCAAUCAAGGAUCUCACGGAUGGCCACUUUGAGAACAUCUUGGCUGACAACAGUGUCACUGACCAGACCAAAAUCCUUGUGGUUAAUGCUGCCUACUUCGUUGGGAAGUGGAUGAAGAAAUUUCCUGAAUCUGAGACCAAAGAAUGCCCAUUCAGAAUCAACAAGACGGACACCAAACCAGUGCAGAUGAUGAGUAUGGAGGCCACAUUCUGUAUGGGCAACGUUGAUGGUAUCAAUUGUAAGAUCAUAGAGCUUCCCUUUCAAAAUAAGCACCUCAGCAUGCUCAUUCUGCUACCCAGUGAUGUGGAGGAUGAGUCCACGGGCCUGGAGAAGGUUGAACAACAGCUCAACUCAGAGACACUCUUGCAGUGGACCAAUCCCAGCACCAUGGCCAAUGCCAAAGUCAAACUCUCCAUUCCAAAAUUUAAGGUGGAAAAGCUUGUUGAUCCCAAAGCUAGUCUGGAAAACCUAGGGCUGAAAAAUAUCUUUAAUGAGAAUACAUCUGAUUUCUCUGGAAUGUCAGAGACCAAGGGAGUGGCCCUCUCCAAUGUUAUUCACAGAGUGUGCUUAGAGAUAACGGAAGAUGGUGGGGAUUCCAUAGAGGUGCCAGGAUCGCGAAUCCUGCAACACAAGGAUGAAUUCAAUGCCGACCACCCAUUUAUUUACAUCAUCAGGCACAACAAAACGCGAAACAUCAUUUUCUUUGGCAAGUUCUGUUCUCCUUAAGUGGCAGAGCCCAGGUUAAGUCCCACCUGACUUUUCUGUAAACUCUGCAUCCAAAGAAUCACUUUCUAAAUACAAUAAUUGUUAAUAUUGCUGGAUCAGGAAGUAGCUGGUACUUGACAUGUGUAACCCUCACACUAAUAGGCUCUUCUUUUCCAAUCCUUUCUUUUAUUCUCCCCACCCCUGCCCCCUGCCAUAAACUACAAUGCUUUUAAUGAAAAGGAGUUACAGUAGAUGAAAAAUAUGUAUUCAUUACUUGCCAAAUUAUCUAGGGUCAUGGGCAGGAAUGCAGUCUUCCGCAAUGAAAAUUCCUGUAAGGAGGAUCUGGAGGAUUUUAGAGCUUCAUCUUCCUUUACUGGGAUGCAGAAUGUUCCAGACAUUCUCACUUCCCUGGGAGACUAAAGAAACUGGUACAUGGGAUUCACAAAACUUUCCUGGCUCCAACAAAAGUUGGGCACGCGUUUAGGCUGCUGUCGGCCCCUGGUUCUUUUUGCUUAAACUGUGGUCCCAAUGUUUUCUCCCAACUCUGUGACUUUUUGGGAUUUUAGAAAGCUAACAUGUUGCACAUACUAUAUGUUAUGGAAGGAACUCCAUUGAGAGAGUCUGGGGCAGCACCCUGUAAAUAAACACUUUCAUAUUUCUGCCGCAAAACAUAGAAUAUUCACACAAAUUGGAUAAGGACUCUGAGUAGCCCAUAAUAAAUGUCAGGUUUUACUGCCAAAUGAGUGUGCCACCCGCUUAUGAAGAAGCUUUUGGUUUUCAGACCUUUUUGAAAUUUUGGAAGGUUGGAGAGGGCAUUGCAGACCCGUAGUAGUGGAAGUGCAGCACCUCGAGGGGAGGUUAGAUUUUAUUAAAAAUCCACUUUCACUUUCGACAGAACACGCAUGUGGUCACUUGGCUGGUGGUAGGUCACUGAUGGACAGGGAAUGCUGACAGCCUCAACAAGGCUCUGGGUGUCUGAUGAUCAGGGACUUCAAACACGCGGGGAUUUUUAAGGUAGCCGAUAAAAGAGUAUUUUGAGUGUUGAAGGAACUUGGCUCUUUGUCUAACGUGCUAGUGGGAAAGGGGAAAGGAGCUAAUGCCUUUGGAGAGAACAACAGGAAUUGGAGUGUUCUCACUGCCUUGACACGUAUGUUUCCAGACUACGGGUUUAGUUAUGGUACAUAGUUAGUAACUUACAUUAAUAGUAAUUUGUGAAGUUGGUCUGUUACGUUAUCUGUGCUGCAGGUACACGGGUUAGCUCACUACCAAAAGAGCACAUUUGCUGACGAUUUCGUGACAUUCCUUCACCCAUCUCUUCUCUGGCAUUCAUUGUAAAUAGGUUCAACUUUCUUCUUGCUCUGAAGGUUCAAUAUUGAAUGUCUUUUAUGUCACCGAUAAUAAAAUAUUACUGAACUACA